Messenger RNA from Cylicostephanus goldi, 819 nucleotides. The record is from the annotation of a GenBank genome assembly. Lineage: Eukaryota; Metazoa; Nematoda; Chromadorea; Rhabditida; Strongylidae.
AUGUCAUCAACACCAUGGACUCCAAUGGGAUUAACCGCUGAAAUGACAACUCCGGUCAAACGGCCUACUCCAGAAAUUAUGGUAACAGUGCAUGAUGGUGAGCGUGCAGACAGUGAGGAAGAAGAAAGUGGAAGCGAGGAUGACGACGAAUACCCAGAUAAGGUUGUCGCUGCCCCGAUCGCUCCCACUCCUACUUAUGAAGAAGUGGAGCAGGAGCGACAACGUCAAGAGCAGUACGGCAAAGAGGUCUUGCAGCAGAUCCAAGCUUUUGGUGAAGCUGCCGACGACGAGUUCGAUGUGCAGUGGGCUAAGUCGACUUUGCAAAAAACCAAAAAGGAAGCUGAGAGCAGCGACACAACCAAGAGCGCUCCGAAAAUAGAAGAAAUUAGCAGUUUGUCGGAUCAGAAGCAGGACACUCCACUUGAGAUCUCGAAAGAAGAAGAACGAAAGAAUCCAUUCCUGGAAUCGCCAGAAGAUGAGGAUGUGUCUGUGGACAUGGAAGAAGUAGAUGUCAACCGUGCAGCUCAAUUUUAUCAAACACACUCGCUGUUUAUGCAUCGGCCUGGUCCCGUUUAUACUAUCCCUGAGGAUGUGAACGAGCUUGAUGGGACCAUCGACAAUUCGGAAAGCAGAAUGAUAGCGAGGGAAAAGAAGCGACAAGCAGCUCGAUCCGUUGCAAAUUCGAUUAUUGGGCUGUACGGUCAGACACCGCUUUUGCCCUUUUCGGCCAAGCCUUCGACUACGACGACGUCGUCGACGACGGCUGUGGCGACGACUGCAUACACAAUAAUCAGCUUCGAUUCUAGCCUUCUAGGCCAA